AUGGUGGAGCUGCUGUCGGAGAAGUCCCAGGUGCCGGAGUGGUUCGUGUCCCACUGGUGGGGCGAGCCCAUCGUUGCCUUCCACCGCUGUGUGGAGCUGCACCGGAAGAUCCGGGAUCUGCCCGACACUGUGGGCUACUGGGUGUGCGCCUACGCGAACCGGCAGCACGCGCUGAAGGGCGAGGUCACAGCAGACCCCAGGGAGACGAGUUUCUUCCGGGCCCUGCAACUCUCCAAGGGAGUCCUGCUCAUCCUCGACGAGGCCACCGCAGACUCUGGCCCGGCCACGCCAUUCACGAGGAUUUGGUGCGCGUUCGAAGAGUUCGUGGCCCUGCGCCGCGGGGAGCGGCGGUUGCUGGACAUCGCCGCCGACUCCUCCGUGAAGACGCAGCUGCUCACCGAGGGGGUGGCGCCGGCCGAUGAGGAGGAGGCGCGCAAGUGCGGCGCAGGCUACCCCGCGGCCAAAGUGCGCAGCGACCGCGAGAAGUCUUUCCCACUGGAGGUGCUCAAGGCAGGGCUCACGCUGCAGCUGGAGAGGGCCCAGGCCAGUGAGGAGUCGGACCGCUGGCACAUCUUGAACUGCAUCGCGGGCCGCGGCUUGGACCUGGAGCCCUUGGCUUCGCACCCCAGCUACGAGCGGGUGAACCGCACGCUGCGUGCCAUCUUCGCGGUGGCAGGCUGGCGACAGGCGGUGGAGCUGGACAUUGCAGAGGCGCUGGGCUUGCCGGAGGUGCUGAGGGCGGACGAGGAGCGCGAGCAGCUGGUGCUGGACUUCACAGGCUCCCAGGGCAUCGGCGACCGCCACGCGGCGCAGCUGGGGGCGGCGCUGGCGCCGGGGCUCCGAGACCUGGAGCUGAGCUGCCGCUGGUGCACCGAGGUCAGCCAUGAGUUCUUGGUGCAGCUGGCGCCGUCGCUGCGCACGUUGACCUCUUUGCUCCGCCUGAAGCUGGGUUUCGGCUUCGCGGCCAAGCGGGUGCAGCCGGUGGGAGUGGAGGCGCUUGCAAACGCGCUGCCAAGGAGCCUCAAGGAGCUGUUUCUGGACUUCAACGAUGGCAACUCCCUGGGGGAUGAGAGCCUACAGGCCAUCGCUCUGCGGAUGCCCCCGGAGCUGGAGAUCCUCACGCUCUGCAUGGCCGGCUGGGUGCACCUGGGUGACCUGGGCCUGGUGGCUCUGGCGCGGAGCCUGCCCAGCACACUGCGGCGCCUCACCCUGGAUUGCUUCAUCCUGAGCCGAAGGCCUGGCAUCCCAGGAGACCAGGGCCUUGCGUCCUUGGCGGCUGGCUGGCCGCAGCUGGAAGUGCUGGACCUCUCCUUCAAGAGCAACUGCAAGAUCGGGGAUGCGGGCCUCGCCGCCCUGGUGCUGCCCCGAAGUUUGAAGAGCCUCCGCCUGGUGCUGGACGGCUGCGAGAACCUCAGCGACCGGGGCCUGGCGGCCUUGGGCGCCAACCUGCCGCCAGGCCUCGAGCGGCUGCGCCUCUUCUGCAACGAGACCGGCUGCGGGGACCCCAGCCUCGCCGGGCUUCUUCUGCCGGCCUCGCUGCGGCACCUGGAGCUGGGCUUCGGCUCGGCGGCGGCGGCGGACCGGGGCCUCAGCAGCCUGCGGCUGCCCGAGGCGCUGAGCCUGCUGAGCCUCUCCCUGCCCGGGUCCUUCCUGGACGGCGCAGGGCUGGCGGCGCUCGCGUUGCGUCUUCCUCAGGCGCUGGGGGCUCUGCACCUCUGCCUCAGCGGCUGCGCCAACCUGCGCAUCGGCCUGGCCUCCCUGGGCCGGCGCCUGCCCCGCAGCCUGCGCCACCUCACCGCCACACUGGACGACUGCGAGUGCUUGAGCGACGGCCAGCUGGCAGGACUGGCACAGAGCCUUCCGGAGCUGGAGACGUUGCGUCUGCACCUCUCAGGCUGCGCCUUGUUGGGAGACCCCGGCGUGUCGGCGGUGGCCCAGCGGAUGCCCAGGACCUUGCAGCACCUGGAGCUUGACGCCCCCGAGAAGUUCUCCGACGCAGGCCUGGCGGCCUUGCGGACCGCCUUGGAGGGCAUGACGCCUACGCUCACGUUGGAUUGCUCGCGCAGCGCAGUGGACGAAGACCUGGCCGCGGAGCUGAUUGGCCCCCACGCCCUGGCGGUGCUGCAGCGCUGGAGUGCGCCUCCAGCCGCGGCGAGCGCCGCUGCUGACGAGGAGCCCUCCACGCUGCCGGCGGCGGCCGAGCCGGCGGCCCCGGCCGAGCCGGCGGCCCCGGCCGAGCCGGCGGCUCCGGCCGAGCCAGAGGUGGAGGCAGGGGAAGCCCGAGCAAAGGAGUGGGCGAGGCUGGCGAAGGUGGGGCUCGCAGAGCCCAAGGCGGGAGUCUGGCUACGCCGCAGGGACUGA
Molecule: messenger RNA, 2361 nt
Organism: Effrenium voratum
Lineage: Eukaryota; Dinophyceae; Suessiales; Symbiodiniaceae
Source: the annotation of a GenBank genome assembly